AUGAAUACAUCUGAGAGCUAUUCCAAUAUUAAGAAUAAAAGCACAUCUGAGAGCUAUCCUGGUCAAAAUGUUUUUUCAGACAACUGGGAUGAACUUGACCAUUUUUGGGCUGCUCACUUUUUGCAUGAAGGAAAAGAUGUCCCUGGUUUAAAAAAUAAGGUAAAUUCAGAACGUUUACGUUAUGCAAAAACAUUACAAAUGUAUUGGAAAGGAAUUAUUAAUGAAUAUAAAAAAGAAAAAGAAAAUCUGGUACCUACUGCUAAGAAGAUAAUUGAAAUUCCUCAUCUCAUUCCUGUUGAUAAUUAUUCUAUUUCUGCUGCUAAUGAUCAUUCUAUUCCUACCAAUAAAGAUAAUAUUGAAGACAAAAAUCAUUCUAUUCCUAUUAAAGGCUAUUCUAUUUCUACUAAAAACCAUUCCAAAAUUUCUUAUAAAAACACUAAGCUUAAUAACUUUUGUUAUGAUAUUCUUCAAAAACUUGAUGAACAGUCUAACAUUCAUCCAUUCUAUAAAUAUGAUGAAAAGGAAGUGUUUAUAAAAAAUCAAAUGGAUUUAUUUACAAUAAAUUCAACAUUAGAAAAUGGUCAAUAUACAAGUACAAAAGAAUUUGAAAAUGAUAUUCGUCUUAUAUUUCGCAAUUGUUAUACAUAUAAUGAUAUUGGAAGUGAAAUAUAUUGUUUAGGAGAAGAAUUGGAAUCAGCUUUUAAUAAAAUAUGGACUGAAAAAAUAAUUUUUCAAGUUAAACAAAAGGAAAAUUUAAAAAGAAUACAAGAUACUAGUGAUGCUGAUUUAUCUUCUGCUUCAGCAUAUGAAAAUCUUGUUGCAGAUAAAAUUAUUGAAAAAGAAAAUGAAAUGGUUUUGUUAAAAAGAUCAUAUUCAUAUUGGUCAAAAGAAUAUGGAGAAACCAAACAAACAACUAUAGGAGAAGUAUUAGACAAUGGGGUUAAUCAAUUGAAAUCAUAUAUGAAUGUCAUUUCAAAUGGAAAAACAAUUAAUUAUUCUAGUUCAGGAAUAUUUGAUGAACAAAUCAAAAUAACUAAAUCAAAUCCAAAUAAAUUAAAAGGAUUUGUUAUCUUGGUAGUUGGCUUUCAUCGUGUUUUAUGGAGAUCUGUAGAAGAAAUAAUAUCUGAUUAUUCAUAUGAUAAGGUUUAA
Rhizophagus irregularis DAOM 181602=DAOM 197198 is the source of this 1149-nucleotide messenger RNA. NCBI's taxonomy places the organism in Eukaryota, Fungi, Glomeromycota, Glomeromycetes, Glomerales, Glomeraceae. The record is from RefSeq and is a predicted model, not a curated record.